This is a messenger RNA of Papaver somniferum (opium poppy), 899 nucleotides long. RefSeq lists its product as uncharacterized. The coding region runs from base 60 to 899 and encodes 279 amino acids. The record is from RefSeq and is a predicted model, not a curated record. NCBI's taxonomy places the organism in Eukaryota, Viridiplantae, Streptophyta, Magnoliopsida, Ranunculales, Papaveraceae. The transcript has 4 exons.
UUCGUAAUGCAAAUAGUACUCCUGAGAUAAUAAAUUUUUUUCAAUCUAAGCCCGACAUCAUGAAGAUAGCUAUAAAGCAUGGAAUCAUAGAAUUUGUAGCCGAGUGUCUUGAACAGUUCGAUUACCUGGUUUGGCGGAAGAUAGCAAAUCAAACAAUGAUACAAAUGGCUAUAGCAGAGCGUAACGACAUAAUAGUGAGUAUGUUAUGCGAUUUUGGUGACACAUACGGAGAAAAGUUUAGCCUGCUUUCUGAAACAGAUGGUAACAAGAAUACCAUCUUGUAUUAUGCUGCCAAGUUAGCACCUCCUAUUCAACUCGAUUUGGUAUCUGGUGUAGCUCUUCAGAUUCAACGAGAAUUACAAUGGUAUAAGGGUGUAGAAAGCAUUAUGCCAAAAAAUGAUAAGUUCAAGAGAAAUAAGGAAGGACAUACGGCUCAAGUUGUAUUUACAAAAGAACACAAAGACUUACUAAACGAAGGGGAGGUUUGGAUGAAAGAUACAUCCGGAUCGUGCAUGAUAGUGGGUGCCCUCAUUGCUACAGUAGCAUUUGCAGCUGCUUUCACUAACAAUCAAAUGCAUUCCUGUGGUGGUGCAAAUAAUAAUUUUCGUGGUGGUAGAAGUAGAGGUUACAAUUCAGGUAGAGGUGGUGGUCGUUCUCGUUCUUUCACUGGAAAUUAUGGUUAUCAUAUAUUUUUCAAAUAUGGACAUUCAGCUGCGGAGUGUCGUCAUAGGAGAAAUUUUUCUUAUCAGGGACAUGUUGCUCCUCAAAAUCUCUCUGCAAUGAUGCCUUAUGGUCCUUAUAGUGCUGGUAUUCUUGGAGAGAAUCCUUGGUACUUUGACGUUGGUGCUACAAAUCCUUUGACUUCAAACAUGAACAACUUGCAUAUGUCUGCUCCUUAA